Molecule: messenger RNA, 2228 nt
Organism: Drosophila takahashii
Lineage: Eukaryota; Metazoa; Arthropoda; Insecta; Diptera; Drosophilidae
Gene: fs(1)Ya
Product: female sterile (1) Young arrest
Source: RefSeq, a predicted model, not a curated record
CAUAUCUAACUGAAGAACCGUUUGAUUUUCGUGUGAAAGUGUAUGUCCAUGUGUGAAAUUCGCCACUUGCGCAAUUGAUGUCGUUUUCCAAUGUCCUAAUCAUGCGACAGCCCGACGAGGGCAAGUGCCACAUCUGUAAGCGGGUCUUCUGCUGCGGCAAAUGCCGCCAGAACCAUCAGUUCAAAGCGCACGCCAUUGCUGUGCGGGAACCACUGGGAUUGAGAGUAGCCGGGAGCGGCGUUGGAGGAAUCACGGAGCACCGCCAUCAAAUGGAGUCGGGAGCCACCACCAUCUACGUGUUCUGCCCGAUCUGCGAGCGACGACCGCUGAUGCUGCGCGAGGAGAUGCACGGCGAGCUGCUGGCCCACAUCGAAACCUGUCAUUUGCCUUUGAGAUGCCGGAAGUGCCAGCGCAACUACACGCGCAUCGACGACCUGCGGGAGUUCAGCAAGUGCGUGGAUCAGCAGCAGAACUGCAGCGAUCUCACCAUCGACACGGAGACCUCCAAGGUGACGGUGAAGAGGGCGCCGAAUACGAAUAGCACUGCCAUCUCCACCCAAACGUCGCCCGGCAUGACGCCCAUUUCGCUGAUCAACAUGCGCUGGAAGGCCAAGAGCCGCCUGACCCACGAGGAGUUCAUCAGCGACAGCGUCUCCUCCAUCCGCAACCUGUCCUCGUUCAGCAACAGCUCCAUUCGUCGCUCCGUUGGCCAACUGGGCGUCAAUCCGCCGGAAACGGUGACCAAGGGAAAGGUGAUUCGCUCCACUUCCACGCCGCUGCAGGUGGAAUCGGUGUUUGCCAAGCCCAAGGAGCCGCUCACUUUUAAUGCCUCCAAUGGCGGGCAUGUGUCUAGUAUCUACCACGAGGAGCCCAGCCCCGCGCCAGAGGGCAAUCCCCUCCAGCAGCAACCGUUGCAGCAGCGCGCCUGGAAGAUGGGCGCCCGGAACAAGAUGAGCGCCGCCACUCCGCUGCGCCAGGUGAUGUCGAAGAGCAUCCAGAAGGCCUUCGUGGAGCACGGCGGGAUGCCCUCCGCGGUGAUCCAGCGACGCGUGCGCCUCGAUCUCAGCGAGCACAGCUCCUGCGAGGCAACUUCCUCCUCCUCCGCCCUCGAUUUGCGCCUCUCGCCGGCCAUGCGACGCACCCAGAGCGAGUCCAGCGCCUCGGAGGUCCACAGUAGCUCCUCCGCCGAUGUCUACAAGCGUCCCUUCCUCCUGUCCGCCCAGAAACUGACCACCGAAUCGAUCAUCAUCACGCGCAUGAACUCCAACUCGCAGGAGAGCUCCUCCACGGUGUACAACUCGUGCGAGAGCGUCGAGAUCAUACGCUCCACCUCGGAGUCGGCUGAGGUCCAUGUGCCGGCGGCCAUCACGCCCAUCCGGGUGACCGGAGCCGGGAUCAACAAGAAGCAGAUCAAGUUCGAGACGCCGCCGAAGGGCAAUGGCAGCCAGGAGCUAAUGCUGCCUGGCGGCGGGCAGGAGGACGACAAGGAUCAGUUCUUCACGCCGGAUCCGGGGACUCCAGAGCGAACGGAGCGGCGUAAUCCUCGCCAGGCGAUUGUGCCGCGCCAGCUGAGCGGCGAGUUUUCGCCCAAGAAGGAGGAUCAGAACAACAGGGCCAAGGAGCAGCUGGUCUCGCCUCCUUUGCAGCGACCCAGGUUGCGUCCUCCGUUGAGGGAAUGUGGCCAAAGGAGGGUCUUCAGUGGCGUCCAGGAUGUGGGCGAUCCAGAGGAGCCGGAGGAGGAGGAGGACGAGGUGUUCCGGCCGACGAACGCCUCCACGCGUAAGGACAAAGAGCCGGGAAACUCAGGACGCCUGUGGUCACUGAUGACCUCCAUGAUGCGACUGCCGGCCAGUUUGCGCGGGGAAAAAGAGAAGGAGAAGGAAAAGGAGAAGUAUCCGGAGGCGGAGAAGGAGAACGCCGGAUCGGGCUCGCUCAUCCGCCGCUGCGCCUCCAUUGCCGGCUCCCUGGUGCGUCCUGGAACCAGGGAUUCCUCCUCCUCCUCCAUGGAGGACAGCCAGAGCCUCAAGAGGAAGCGCACCCAGACGCUGGACAGCCAGUACUGCAGCCCGUUGUCGCCGUCCAGCUCCUCCAAGCGCUACCGCAUCCGGCCCAGGGAGCCCAUCGAGCGCAUGCGUCGCCACUAGGAUUUAAGUUAUUUCGAAACAGCCAAAUUUGUGUUUUUAUUAUUGUGAAUUUUAGUCUUUUCAAAUAAAUGUUUACUUUCUGCA